GUCACACGUCGACCCGCCUGGGCGGCCUCUGAGAGGCUGGCGUAGCGCCCAGCCAGGUGCUCUGUUGGAUGUGGGAUCUUCAUCCACCGUCCCCGAGCUGGUCCUGCCUGGCCAUCCGGUACGGAAACGCUGUUCCCCCCCGCGGACGCCUGCUUUAUCAAUCCACCAUGGCACCGAUCCUGCCGUCCAGCCGACGAUCUGGUCUGGGACCGGUGCACCAUCGCCAUUUUUCUACCCUCUGUUCCCCCCGUUUUGUGUUCCCGAGUGUCCCUUAUCUGCCUCUCGCUGCGCGGUGUUGCGACGCGGGCUCGGUCGAUUACAGCCUCCCGCUCUUCCUUCGUUUGGCCGUAAGAUAGACGGUAGUAUUGGCGAGGGUGUCGUUGCUGUCUGACGACGACGACGAUCGAUCGAUCCCAAGGCUACCAAGAUGAUCGGUUUCUGGGGCCCAAGCCCGAGAUCUACGAUAUGGGCUGUGGCUGCCGCCGCGGCGCCUCUACUCCUUCUCAGCCACGUCGCUCCCAGGGCGGCUGCGUUGUAUGUGACCGAGGGCUCGCCGUGUUGGGACGUUUGUAACGAUCCGACUAAUACCACCACGUCUGAAAUUGUGUGCUUGGAUGCGGCAUACAACGAUACCACGACGGGGGAGAACUUUGAGAAAUGCGUCUCGUGUGCGUUGGAGAGCAACUAUACGGAUCCGAAUUCGUCGCUGACGGACGUGAACUGGGGGCUCUACAAUCUCCGGUUUGCGUUUAGCGCCUGUGUCUAUGGGUAUCCAGUGAGUAUCAAUGACAUCUCGACGCCGUGUCUGGUGUCCUGCCUGGGGCUGGACGGCGCGCUCGAGUUUGACCUGCUCAAUCCGAAUGAGAACAACCUGCGGGCGUGGUGUUCGACGUCUGCGUUUGCGGACAACCAGAUUGAGACGUGCGAAUUCUGCUACAAUCUGACUGGCAAUCAGGUGUACAUGGCCAAUUUCUUGGAAGCGCUCCGCUAUGACUGCCACUUUCCGGUGCCGUCUCAAACGGCUUUCCCGAUUAGUCCCUCGUUGAUUUUCUCCGAGUCUCAGUUACCGACCUAUACCAGCGACCUCCUGGACAGUCCCAGUGGCGGCGGCGUCAACUACAAACUGGCCACGCUGAUUGGCCUCCCGCUGAUGGGAUUCGUGAUCCUCCUAUUCAUCCUGACCAUUGGAUGCGUCCUCGGCAUCAGCUGGUGGCACCGCCAGUCCCGCGAGGACGAGGAACUCCGGCAAUGGAAGACCAUGGCGGCGGAACAUCCCUGGAAUGAGUACCCGCCGCAGGAGAUGUACCCGCCGGGGGCAUAUCAGCAGCAACAUCCAUACGGCCCGGGGUUCCAGGUCGUGGAUACUGACGGUCGCACGCAUGAAGUGGGGUACUCCAAGCAGAUGUUCGAGACGGUGAUGCCGGGAGACAAAGGGAAGGGUCUCGCGCAGGAGUAUCCGGUGGGGGACCUGAAGCUGUGAUGCAGAUGCAGCGAUGCAGCGGUGCAGCGGUGCAGCGGACUGGAUGAGGAUGUAGAGUGAUGAGUGAUGUUUCUGCUUGAUGUUUUGUUCAGUUGAUGUGCAUAAUGAGGAUAUACCCUGCGGCACAGCAUGCACAUAGUCUAUAGCCCUGGUUGUUGAGCCUUUUGUUUGUUAAAUAUGAAGUGAUGAGAAUCCCAACCAUGGAAGUAAGCCACAAACAGGACAAAAAGAAUUCCAGUAAGAGAAGAGUAAACCUGACACCAACUCAACUCAAGUCAACUCAACUCACCCC
Aspergillus ibericus CBS 121593 is the source of this 1772-nucleotide messenger RNA. RefSeq lists its product as uncharacterized. Bases 428 to 1480 code for a protein of 350 amino acids. The transcript has 3 exons. NCBI's taxonomy places the organism in Eukaryota, Fungi, Ascomycota, Eurotiomycetes, Eurotiales, Aspergillaceae. The record is from RefSeq and is a predicted model, not a curated record.